Molecule: messenger RNA, 891 nt
Organism: Passer montanus (Eurasian tree sparrow)
Lineage: Eukaryota; Metazoa; Chordata; Aves; Passeriformes; Passeridae
Exons: 3
Coding region: 265-891 (208 amino acids)
Source: RefSeq, a predicted model, not a curated record
UUUCCGAGGCAUCUCUCCUGCAAGCAGCCACAAAUCCAGUCAGUGACAUGGAGCAGAGACCCCCAAGAGUGCCCAAGCUGGCCUGGGUAGAGGAGGAGGAAGAAGGUCCUGGAGCUGCCCCAGCACAGGAGACAGAAGAGGUGGUGCCACUCAAGCUGCCACAGGAGGGUGAGUGGCAGAGCUGGGCCACAGGACUGGUGCUUGCAGCCAGCUUGGCAUUAUUGCAUCCCACUGCAUCCCAUUCCCUGGAGACAUGCCCAUAGGAUGGAAGAGGGGCUGGGCAGACACCCCACAGCAGCCAUGCUCCAUCCCCUGGGGCAUCCCGGGGCUGUCCCUGCCUGGGCAGUGCAGGGCUGGGCUGUGUUCUCCGGCCUCUCCCGCAGCCCUUCAGCUCUGGCUGCACUCGCUCUUUGCCAGAUGCAGCCGUGGAGCGCACACAAGAGCAGGACCCUGCCCAUGGCCACUUCCGCAGAACAGCACAGGUAUCUGCAGCCAUCCCCACCUGAGCUGGGCCUGCUGUCACCAUGCUUGGAGCAUUCUGUGGAACAUUCCUGGCUUCUUGCCCUUCUUCUACAGCUGGUUUGCAAAUUCAUCAAGAGAAUUCGGGAGGAAGAGACCAGCACCAUGGGCACUGGGCUCAGAGCAUACUCGCCCAUCUUCAAAACCAAGACCAGUGCUGCCCUGCUGGAUAUGCUCGUAGAGGAGGGUUUUUCCAAUCCACAGCAAGUGCCCGCCAUGGUCAGGUACAUCCACCAGUGGCUCAUGGCCAAUCAGUUUGCAGAGCACAGGCUGAACAGGACACUGCUGGAUCUCACUGAAGACCAGCCCGCUGAUGUAGUCAUGACACUCCUGCGUGUGGCCCCAUCCUGUGACAGGGGCCUGUCCCCAUAG